UAAAAUUGACAUAUCAAUCCAGAGGUGAUGGCGGAGUACUCGCUACUGUUGCAAAAUGGAUGAGAUCCAGGCCAUAGGCGUGGUGGGCGGCGGCCAAAUGGGCUCGGGAAUCGCUCAGCUCGGCGCCAUGCACGGCUUGCCCGUGUGGCUCGUCGACACGGAUCCAGAAGCCCUGGUUCGAGCCACCAAAUCUAUCUCCAGUUCCAUCCAAAGAUUUGUUUCCAAAGGCCAGCUUUCUCAGAAGGCGGGGAGUGAUGCUCUGAGACUUCUAAGGUGUACUUCAAAUUUGGAAGACCUUAGUUCAGUGGAUAUUGUAAUUGAAGCUAUUGUGGAAUCUGAAGAUGUGAAGAAGCGGCUGUUUUCUCAGCUAGAUAAGAUGACUAAACCUUCUGCUAUUUUGGCAUCAAACACAAGUUCCAUUUCUAUUACUCGGCUUGCCUCUUCAACCAGCAGACCGCGCCAGGUGAUUGGUAUGCAUUUUAUGAAUCCUCCACCUAUAAUGAGAUUGGUUGAGAUUGUGCGGGGAGCAGAUACAUCAGAUGAGACAUUUAGUGCAACGAAAGCCUUGGCAGAGAGGUUUGGCAAGGCAGUGGUAUGCUCCCAGGAUUAUGCUGGCUUCAUUGUUAAUCGGAUUUUAAUGCCAAUGAUUAAUGAAGCCUUUUUUACGCUUUAUACUGGAGUCUCAACAAAGGAGGACAUUGAUGCAGGGAUGAAGCUGGGAACAAACCAUCCAAUGGGUCCUUUAGAACUUGCAGAUUUCAUUGGACUGGAUGUCUGCUUGUCAAUAAUGAAAGUCCUCCAUGCAGGUCUAGGAGAUAGUAAAUAUGCCUGUCCUCUUCUUGUUCAGUAUGUUGAUGCAGGACGGCUAGGAAGAAAGCGAGGAAUUGGAGUUUAUGACUACCGUAAAGCACCUGAAGUGGUAAAGCCAAAACCUUCUCUGUGAGUUGCAUUAUAAAAACAAUAAGGUUUAAAGCAGGGUACCUUUGUGAAUAUAAUGCCUGGCUUAUCUCUUUAGUCAAGAUGAAUGUUUGCAGGUUGCUGCCCACUAUAAUCCUUGCUAGAAAUAUUUUCUUUUGUACCUUUUGUGAAUAAUAGAUCAUGGAAUAAUAGUUAAGAUGGUGAGACUCUUUAAAAGGUUAAAAAGUUUGUUUACUUUAAAAAGGGAAGUGGCACAAUGCAAACAUCCUAUUCAUAAAUUUUGGAGGACUUUUAUGCA
This is a messenger RNA of Mangifera indica (mango), 1216 nucleotides long. RefSeq names its product 3-hydroxybutyryl-CoA dehydrogenase-like. Gene Ontology annotation, biological process: fatty acid metabolic process. The record is from RefSeq and is a predicted model, not a curated record. NCBI's taxonomy places the organism in Eukaryota, Viridiplantae, Streptophyta, Magnoliopsida, Sapindales, Anacardiaceae. Gene Ontology annotation, molecular function: oxidoreductase activity, acting on the CH-OH group of donors, NAD or NADP as acceptor; NAD+ binding.